Xenia sp. Carnegie-2017 is the source of this 3275-nucleotide messenger RNA. Its product is annotated as NACHT, LRR and PYD domains-containing protein 12-like. Lineage: Eukaryota; Metazoa; Cnidaria; Anthozoa; Malacalcyonacea; Xeniidae. Bases 226 to 2409 code for a protein of 727 amino acids. The record is from RefSeq and is a predicted model, not a curated record. The transcript is spliced from 3 exons.
UUUCCGUGACACAAAAUAAUAUGCCACGUAUCGACUCAAAAGGUAUACAUACAGUGCUUAAUUUGCCAAGAACGUGAAAUGUGAAAACCCGAAGACUUAAACCGUCAACCAGUAAAAGAUUAUCUGUGGAAACGCAUGACCGUAUUGUUGAAUAUCUAUUCAAAGAAGUUAAUAAUACAAACAGCAAAAACGAUUUGCUAAGCAAAAAACAAAACAAGCAUACAAAUGGCAAAUUUUCUUGAAUACAUAUCAUGGAGAAGUUAUAACUGGUUUGGAAGAAUAAUAUUGAUUGUCUUUGGUGUAGUUUUUAUCCCUGUUACUACUGUUUCAUCAGUUUUAUUUUUUAAUAGCUCAUUUAAUUGUCAUAAUGAGAUUAUAUCAAAGACGAAAGAAAGUUCUCUAUUAAAGAGCAUUGAAUCAACAUGUUUCAGACACUACAAAGAUGGUUUAACUUUUAAGGAUGCUGCUUUUCUUAUGGUAGUUUUAAAUUUUGCCAUUGUCUUAAUUUGGAGUAUUGUCUAUGGAUAUUAUGUAAAGCGUCGAAUUGAACCAAAUGAAAAUGACAGUCCAAUAGAAAACAGGAACGAACAAAGUCAACCUCUACAUGUGGAUUAUAGUGAAGGAACUCCUCAAUCCGACAACGUUGCAUUUAAUUUUUCUUCAUUUUCCAUACACAUCGUUUAUUUAGUGGUUCGCCUCGUCACAUUGUCUGUCUUCGUUGUAUUACUUUUCUCUGCUAAUUUUCCCAUCUACUACACCUGUAAAAGACGUCCAACUUUGAAAGAAAUUUCCUCAUUAAAUCACACCAUUUCUACCAUUGAUUGUGAAAAUCCCAACGGUGAUAAAAAGGAAACCUUAAUUAAAGCUGUUUUAUCUGUCGAUUUUAUUGUAAUAACACUAACAAUUUUGGAGCUGUGUUACUUGACGUAUAAGGCUUGGACUGAUAACUCUUUUAAAAAAGAGAAUAAAUUUUGUACAGUUUACUUGAAUUUUGUACUGCUUCAAAAACCUAAAGAAUGGUUGGAGGAAAAUAUAAAUGAUCUUUACACGAACAAAUUUUUUGAAAUACACGACAACUUUGGUGAUGAGAACAAAGAAAGGCAAAAUCUUGAUAAUAUUUAUGUCAACGUCAUACUACAAGCAGAGAGACAAUUAAAGAAUGCUUUCCCAGAAACGUUUAAUCGGCACGAAAUCUUUCAUUCUUACCUAAAGGUGAGAAAUGAUGUAAAAAAACUAACAAGAGUAGAUGAGAUUUUUACGCCAAUCCCAGGUGAGCAGAGCACGUCGUGUCCAAGCUCUAUUUUAGUCAUUGGAAGGCCGGGAAUUGGUAAAACUAUGCUGACUAAAAAACUUAUAUACGAAUGGAAAAAUAAUCGAGAUGAAUAUUGGCAAGAUAAACUUGUUAUUUUAGUGAGAUGUCGUGAUCUUGAAACUUGCGACACUACUCUAGAAGAAAUGUUAAAGCGGUGUGAUGGACUAAAAGAUAAACAUUAUUCUCAAGUUUACAAAUUCAUAAUCACUUAUCCAAAACAAACUGUCAUUAUCAUCGACGGUCUCGAUGAAUUAUUUCUAAAUCGUUUAGAGCUCCAUGAAACAAAGAACCCUGUAUUUAAACUAAUAAAAAAGUUAGUUGAAGGUGAAACGCUGUCUGAUGCCACUGUUCUAGUAACAUCACGACCCACAGCUGAACAUGCCUAUGGAUGUUUAAAGUUUGACAGGACUGUAGAAAUCUUGGGCUUUUUUGAAGAUCAGAUUAAAGAAUACGUCGACAAGUUUUGUGGUAAAAACAAGAAUACGGCUAAAAGCAUUUAUGAGCACAUUGAUACUUCUCUUGAACUUAAAAGUUUGUGUUAUAUUCCUGUGAAUAGUUACAUUGUUUGUCUGACCCUAAAAGAGAGCUUGACAUGUAAGGCUGAAGAUAUUCCAAAGACCAUCACUAAGUUAUACAAUAGAGCAAUCAAAGUCUUGCUGUGGAUGCAUCAUCCACUUUGCAAAUCAGGUAAAAUACCAAGAGAAAAUGAUUAUCUUAUAAUUCCUUUGCCACCCGAGCUUAAAAAAGAUAUUGACAAAAUAAAAGAUAUUGCAGUUAGUGGAAUUACUGAAGGAAAUUUAAUUUUUGAAAAAAGAAGUAAUAGUGCUUUUCAUGAGGUAGCAAAUUGUGGUAUAUUUCACCGUAUACAGGAUGCAAAACGCUUACAGUACUGUUUCCUUCAUUUGACUAUUCAAGAGUUUCUGGCUGCGCAAUGUAUUGUAGACGAAUGGAGCAAAAUUCCCCAGUUUUUGGAUUAUAAUAAACUUGAUCCUAAAUGGCACUUGGUGAUACAGUUUGUCGCUGGUUUAAUUGGAGACAUGAAGAGAUCUGGCGGCAUAAUAGAUACUAAAACAUUAGAAGAUGUUGAACAAAGGUAGGGUCUUUACUUUCGUUUGUGGUGAAGUUUGAAUUAUUGUCUUUGAUGAGUUUUGUUUACACAGUUUUUAGUCCUGCUGAACAGGAAGCGCAGGAACACUAACUACGUUUACUACAUAUGCACAGAGUUGUUGCUGAAUUGUUAUAAGAAAUCGCAGCAGCUUCAUAUUAAGCUAGCAUAUAUUAUACAAGGCAUAAUUUCAUGCUCUUCAGCAGAGUGUUGUUUCAGUUUUGAAAAUGUCGCUGAGUUGCAUAAGCGUCUGUCUGUUUCGAAACAAAGUUUCUGCCUUUUUUACUAUAUUUGCACUUUGAAUCUAAUGCUGUUAUCAUUGACGCCGCAAUGUAAAGAAAGUAUAAGGGCUAAGGCCUUUUACUUAACUUAUAGCGUAGGGUGCAUUAAUUUACAACUAUUGGUUUAGUGCUCUUUACUUAAAACAGUUCUGUUAAGAACUAUCAACUUAUUAUAUUACUUUUACCAUUCACCAUGGUAUUUGCUGUCUUUAGAACUAUUAAUAAAUCAGUUUAAAUUUAAAUUGUGUGUAUAUUAUGCAGUAGAAUGUACAGAAUACAGAAUACAUGAAACCAGUCUGUACAUUUCAUUUAAAAAUUAAAUAACUUCAUUGUUAAAAAUACAAGCACUGUUGUUCUUUGAAUGAAAUAAUACACAGUACAAGUCACUCGUAACACAAUCUUCACUUUAGAAUCAAGCAAUCACUUGGCUAGCAACUAGAAAAAAAAUCAAAAAUCAAUUAUAAUGAACUUUUUUCAUAACUUUUACAGAGCACAAAUUGCUAUGAAGCAACGUUAUAAUAAUUACUAUAUACAAAAAAAAUUGUAUACCUCAAAAAAUAAUAUUUGAUAUCGAAAA